Messenger RNA from Bombyx mandarina (wild silkworm), 959 nucleotides. RefSeq names its product F-box and leucine rich repeat protein jetlag (gene jet). Lineage: Eukaryota; Metazoa; Arthropoda; Insecta; Lepidoptera; Bombycidae. The record is from RefSeq and is a predicted model, not a curated record. Gene Ontology annotation, biological process: SCF-dependent proteasomal ubiquitin-dependent protein catabolic process. Gene Ontology annotation, molecular function: protein binding. Gene Ontology annotation, cellular component: SCF ubiquitin ligase complex.
ACGAAAUUAAAGCUGUUAUCGAGAUAAAUAAAGUAAAACACAAAUUACAAUGAAGAGAAACACUCAAUUAUUUGAUUUAUACUGGGAAGAUAUAUUAGUCUCCAAAGUGCUACCGCAUCUAACUAUACGAGAGUGUUUAAGUUUUCGAUGUGUUUCGAAAACAUGUUUGCAAAUUAUAAACAUGUAUUUUGCGAAGUUAAAAUCGUUAAAAUUAAUGAAUAAAGGCUUUUCACCGCACACAUUUAGGGUGUUUGCAACGACAUGCAGAAGACUAACCGUGCUGAAUCUGAGCCGAUGCGACACUAUUACUGAUGCAGACCUCAUCCCCAUGCUACUGCAAAAUUCCAACAUUACGAAUCUAAACCUCAGUCAGUGCAACAGCCUCUCUGCCAAGUCUUUACAACCUGUGAUAUUGUACUGUAACAAACUUCAAAUUCUGAAGCUAUCGAAAUGCUCGUGGCUCACGACCGGUGCUGUGGAGGCUCUCGCGUUACAUCAGUCGAAACUUGAGGAUGUUGACCUCUCAUACUGCAGCUCUAUAACGGAGAGCUGUAUACUGAUAUUCAUAAAAAAGUUCAGACAUUUAAAAACAUUCAGCUUAGAAGGAAAUAAACAAGUAACAGAUAAGAUUUUGUACGCUUUAUCCAAGUACAGUACUGAAUUGAAACUUCUUAAUCUAGGUGGCUGUGGUGAUAUUACCGAUAAAGGUGUCAAGGCUUUGGCUGUGCACAAUAAGAAUUUGGAAGGACUGAUGGUGAGAAGUUGCACGAAGGUGACUGAAAACAGUCUAAAGAUGCUAAGGGGCAGAGCUCACAUUGAUAGGAGAUCAGUUGAUCCCGGACCAAUACCUAUUUAUUUGCCGAUAUAGUUUAUAUUUUAAACAUUUUUAUUACUGGUGAUAGGACCUCUUGUUAGUCCGCACGGGUAGGUACCACCACCCUGCCUAUUUCUGCUGUGAA